Trichoderma harzianum CBS 226.95 is the source of this 159-nucleotide messenger RNA. RefSeq lists its product as hypothetical. The record is from RefSeq and is a predicted model, not a curated record. The transcript has a single exon. The coding region runs from base 1 to 159 and encodes 52 amino acids. NCBI's taxonomy places the organism in Eukaryota, Fungi, Ascomycota, Sordariomycetes, Hypocreales, Hypocreaceae.
AUGCGUAAGAAGUAUAUAAUUGCCGGCUUACAGUUAGUAUUUGAUGAAUUCCUUAGCCUCUGCAGUUAUGGGUGCGUUAUGGCCCGCUUAGAUACACCGGCAUUUCUCUUACGCUGGAGCGAAGAUGGCCGGACAGUCUAUUACGGUGACUCCUUCUAG